Spodoptera litura is the source of this 8774-nucleotide messenger RNA. RefSeq names its product zinc finger protein MEP-1. Gene Ontology annotation, cellular component: nucleus. Gene Ontology annotation, biological process: positive regulation of transcription by RNA polymerase II. The record is from RefSeq and is a predicted model, not a curated record. Lineage: Eukaryota; Metazoa; Arthropoda; Insecta; Lepidoptera; Noctuidae.
AGUACGGUGGCGAGGGAUCAUUUACUAAUGCCUAAUUUGUAAUUUUAUAAAUGUCUAAAAUAGUUAUGUACUCAGAAUUGUUGGUGUCUGUUUAUUCCUAAGUUUGGUUUAUGUUUUGGGCUUAGUUUCAAUUCAUAAUAAGUGUAGAGUGUACAUUAAAAGUUUAUAAAAUUGUUCUCGGUUCCACCAUUGAAAUAACCAAGUAGUGGCUGAGUACCAGAAAAGGUUCACCGACAGCGCAUUGCAGACUGGAGUAGGUUUACUCACAUGGAAUGUAGAUUCAUAUCACUAUGAAUGGCAUAGUAAAUGGUACUAUGGAAAAUCCGAUUGACACCUCUGCCCCGACUCCCUCAGACAAUUUAGAGAUUAAUAAGAAACCUGCUUCUGAAGGCUGUGAUAAUGCGAGCAAUGUCUGUGAAAAUAGCAAUCACACUGAGGACAGUAAUCACUUAGACAGUGAGAGCAGUCAAGGAGGUACAGCUAACAGUACUGAAGAAGAUAUAGAAAUUGACAAUAGUAAUUGCAGUGAAAGCCAAGAUGUUGAACUCGAAUUGGCAACAGAUGUACAUGAUCUGGCAGAUCCAGAUACUGAAAAUGAUAAUGAUAAUAUAAUAUUUAUGGACAGUAAUUGUGGCAAUAGUAAUGAAUCAUAUCCAGACUCAUUGACAGGCUGCCAUGUCAAGUCUGAUAUUAAUGAUGAUUUGCUGCGUAAAUUGAUGAUACAAAAAAAUAAAGAAGCCGAAGCAGCAAGAGCUUUGGGGAAAAACGCCACUUCCAUCACACGCAUUACUGAAAUUACUCCAGAAGACAAUUCUGAUACUAUGAAUGACUCAGAAGUUGACUCUUCAGAUGAUGAGAUAUUUGAAUGUGAAGCUAGGGCAGAAGAUACAGUAAGUAUUAAUUCUGACAGUGAACCAGAGAGAAUAGAUGAUUUCUCAGAAGGGGGUGUAAUUAAAAUAAAAAAUAAGAAUAAUGUUAUAGUAUUAGCAAAUGAAGAUUCACCCAGUCAAAAUGGAAACUCUCAUGGUUCACCAAGUCCAGAAGUUCAAGAAAUUGAAAGUGAUAAUGAUGACUGUCUCGUGGAAGAAGAAAAACCUAGUAGUGAUAACAAAGUACAACUGCGCCGUAGUAGUAGAGCUAUAAAGCGUAAAAAAUAUAACGACGAAGUGGAAAAUGGUGGGCAUAUAUCUGACAUAGAAGAAGUUACAACAGAAACUGUACACCGCAAAAAUAAGCCGAUUGUUAUUAAUGAUACCAAGGCUUUAGUUGAAAUGGCAGCCAGGCAGAUGAAAUUAAAUCAAAAUAAUAACCAGAAGAAGGAACCAACUGUUGUUAUUAUCGAUACCAAUGCCUCACAUUCUGAAAAGGCUUCAGCAUCACCUAAACCUACUGGGUUGCCAAUAAGUUCUAGUUUAAGUGCACAAAGUUUAUAUCAAAGCAUUGUUGCCCGUGGGACAACAGUGACACCCGUUAGUAGCAAGUCUAAUGUGGCAGCACAGAGUUCUUCUCAACCUGCACAAUCUUCUAUAUUACCUUCUUUAACAGAUGAUAUGUUCGUAGUUGAAGCACCGUCAUUUAUUGUGCCCUAUGUUUAUGAAAAACCUUCUGUGAAACCCUUCAGAGAAUUUGUAGACUUGUUGGGCAAGGAACUGGAUGAACAGAAAGCCAAAGAAGAAAAAGAAAAACAAAGUAAGGAUACAAAACAGAAGCACAAUAAAAAAGAAAAUGGUGAUGAGGAGGGAUCUGAUCCUAAAUAUUCAUCGGCACAAUCCGAACAAGGUAAUGAAGUCGAUGACAAGAAAAAGAGGAAAAAAGAGAAAAGGAAGAGAGGCGGCGAAGAAGACGAUGCUUCUUGGGAUGGUGACACAUCCACAGACUCGGAGGAUGAGAUCCUAAUGAGUGAUGAAGAAAAUAAGACUAUUAUUAUUAAAGAUAAAGUUGAUUCUAUUGAAGAGAUAAAAGAUGUUGCAGACUUAACUGCAGAUAAGGUGUGCUCAAACAAAACUGAUAAUUAUUUCGACUGUUCCCUUGGAAAGUUUUUUAUUAAUAUUGGCUUAGGUCUUGUUCAGGAAUAUGUACAAAGUGAUUUAUUAAAACAACAAACUCGAAAAUUAAAUCGUGAGAAGAAGACCGGACAUAGCACUAAAAACACUGAAGCGUCUAUUGCUUCUUUGAUAAAAAAUAUUGAAUUCAGCAAAGAAAAUAAUGCGCCUUAUUCGUUUACACAAAAUAAAUGCGAAUUUUGUAGUUUUAAGACAGAAUCUAAGUUGGCAAUGGCCCAUCACUUGGAGACUCCCCAUAUGAAGAAUAAUGUUUAUAAAUGUAACUUUUGCGCAUUCGAAAUACGAAGUCCUCAUGACAUUUUGUAUCAUAUGGAAGCUGAACAUAAUGUUAGAGGAAAGUUAGAGAGAGCACCUGCGUACCAUCAAUGCGCCAACUGUCCUUUUGAGGACAAUGGCAAGGGAAAAUUGGCACGUCAUCUAAUACCGUGUGCCAAGAAAUUCAAACCUGAAACAAAUUUGGCUCCACCACUUGAAUGGGAACCUCCUGCUAAGAUACCAAAGAUAACGAGAUCCCGCAAUAAUAUGAUGGGUUCUUAUCAAAAUACAUUCAAUCGAAGUAACAUUCAUAACAGUCAGGGGCGGCAGUCUUCCAACAUGUCUAACGCCAUGCCAGGUCUAAGUUCCUCAUACAGGCCUCGGGGCCGGACCCCUAUGACCGUGCCUCCACGUGGCAUGCCUGUCCAUGGCGUACCGAUCUUGCGCGGUGGUGUGAUGGUUAGGCACAACGCCCCCGUCCUUAUGUCCUCGAAUUAUCCAGCUGCAAAUAAUACCAAGCAGAAGUCUGUGCAUCAGCCAUCGAUUUCCAUUACACCCUUACCAAGACAACCACCACCUGUGCAGCUCCCGCCUCCUGCUAUCAACUCGAAGAGUACUUUCGUCAUUUGUGAGAUUUGUGAUGGUUAUAUAAAAGACCUUGAACAAUUACGGAAUCACAUGCAGUGGAUACACAAAGUCAAGAUACAUCCUAAGAUGAUCUACAACAGACCACCCCUUAAUUGCCAAAAAUGUCAAUUUAGGUUUUUCACGGAUCAAGGUCUCGAGCGACAUUUGUUGGGUUCCCACGGCCUCGUCACAAGUUCAAUGCAAGAAGCCGCCAAUAAAGGAAAAGAUGCGGGCAGGUGUCCCGUAUGUGGCAGGGUGUAUCAGUGGAAGUUACUGAAUCACGUGGCGCGAGACCACAAUCUGACUUUGAAACCAGCUCAUCUUUCGUACAAAUGUACCGUAUGCACAGCUACAUUUGGAAUGUACAAACAGUUUGAGAAUCACGUGUAUUCAGCCCAUAGUGUUGUGGCCAAACGAGUCAUGGACAAAAGCAAGAGUUCGGUGCCUGCAAAGACUAAUAAUAGUGAUACUCUUUUGAAGCCAUUAAAAAUUAAUGAUGAGAUUACUAUAAUACCACAGCCAGUGAAGGGAGCGGCUGAAGAUGAUGAUUAAGAAGUGAAGGUGGCAGAGGUCGCCGUAUCUUCGGGCUGCGAGCUUGCCGGUGCCUUCGAGCCACGAUGUUACGGAGGGCAGAGCCCAUCGCCGGCCGUGGUGGGACACUUAGUACCAGUGUACAUUCCAACUUAGCCAAUAAAGCUUUAUAAAACGCUACCUAGGUUUAGACAUAAAAAUAUUACUUACGGUAAUUUAACGACUAGUUUCGAACGAUUUUAAAUAUAAUAGUUCUUCACCUUGUUGUGGCAAUGUAGGUAUUUAGACUUCUAAAAGAAUAUCUUACACUGCCUUGGCUUUAAAAGCCAGUGAUAUAUUAUUUAUAUCAUAAAUUCGAUUACGGGAUGUAGACUUUGAAUUUGGUUUUAUACAAGUAAUUAUGUACGGUGGUUGUUUGUAAUUUUUGAUGUUGUAAAUUUUGGUAACAUUUAACGUAAUUUUAAUAAUAUGGAUUGUGAGGAAUGUACACCGGUUACGCAGAGAGAUAACUCACGUAAAUGCUAAAUAUACCUCAGCGAAUCUUAGAUUAUAUUGUAAUUUUAUAUAAGGUAUUAUAAUGUCAUGUACCGCGAGGGGUAAAAUGGAAAUUAGAACUUUAUUUGAUUUAUGCAGUAGUUAAAGAGUGUGUGAAGGUUGUGUUAUCACAGAAAGGUCUUGGCAGGUCAUGGCAAACCAAAGGCCGCACUCGUAUAUAAAAACACGCACGUAAAAUGUUUUAUAUGAGAACUCUCUUACCAUCCACUCAUACGAGAGAAAAUUCGCGCUUACAUUAAUUAUUUUAAAGAAUUUGACUUUAGAUUUAGUCUAUGAAAAAAAUUAAUGAAAAACAUAACAAGAAAAGUAUUGAAAUUGAUAUUAUGUUGUCAAUCCACGAGAAGAAUAACGUGGAUUGUUGUCUAACGCUUCGUGCGUUAUACACUAAAUUUACCGACUGUAACAAAACUUAAAAAAUAAUCUUAUAGUCUACAUACUAUGUAAGUAGAUUUUGUCCAGCCCAGGUUGUGUGGGAGAAUGACUGUAGAGUUAUAGAAUAAUAGUAUUUGAGAGAAGUGGAAUGUUUUAAACUGCAAGUCUGAAAGUUAUUGGUUUCAUGAACAUGAAUAAUUAGCCUAAACAAUUAAAAAGAAUGAAAAGCAAUAAGCGGUUAGCUUUACAUCAUUAGAUUGCCAGUUUUGAAGUUUUUCAGGGUAGUUAGGCUCGUUAAAGUUAGUGGUAGGGUCCCAUUCACUCCAUUCGCGUAUGAUCUGUGAAAGUUGCUAGGAAUGAACAGCAUUUUAAAUGAAAUUAAUAAAGUUGCAAAAAAAAAAAUGAAAAAUACGACAAGAAUUGUUUUACUCUUUGUGGCUGCGAUUUAUGUACUUAAUUACUUCUAUUUUUCUUUUCCGAACAAUAUUUUACGUUAAUCCCUAACCAUGGACAUAGAAAUUUCAUUUCAUAAGGGACCAACUUCGACGCGUAGGUACAUAUUUUAUCAAAUAAAAUAAAAAUGCAUAAUCAUACGCCGAUGUCCUCGUUUGCUAUUACCGUGGAUAAAAAACAAUGUACAGCAUGGUCUGCUAAGUAAAAUGUGUGGUUCAAAGUAAUUUUGUGUCAGAUCUCUGAGCCUCUGAUAAUUGGUUUUAGCAAAAAUUGUACAGUUUCAUUCCUAGCAUAACUUGUUUAAUUUGAUUCAUAAAAACUAUAAUUUGAUGUGUUUUGCUCACUGUCCUUUUUUUCUACAGUUACUCUCGUUGAUUCAAAACAUGAGGGACUUCAAAAUUUUACGAAUUACCGAACGUUUCAAAUAUUAAUUGGUUCGUUUGAAUUAACCUCGAAUUAAAGUCGAAUGCAUUUUGUAAAUGAUAGUGAUUAUUCAUAUUUCAUUCAUAAUGCUGUUCAAAAUGUUUCUGCAAUUUAUAAUUCUAUGCCAAUGAGUACAAAAUUCUAGUUUGAAAAGUCUAGUUUGACUGAACUAUUUCAUUGAAAAGAUAACUGGUAAUUAGCUAAAUGGUCAAUUGUACAAGUUGUACUAUGGAGCAGGGCCCUAUUUCUUUCAAAUUAUUUGUAAGGAAAAAGUUUACAUCUAAAUAAGCCAAUAUUGGCCAGUAAAUCCUGAAAACUAGACGCUAAGUUUUUAUUAUAGUUAUUUAUUGAAAUUUUGCGACUACACUAUUACAAUUUCUAGUCCGGAUUUAGGCGUAAAGGCACAGGGCUCUGCUUAGCGUUAGGCUACUAUGACAUUAUGGCUCAUACGAGGUGAUAGUAAGCAUGUGUUUUACAAUUUCGAGUUUUCAGUCCUUGCAGAGUUACAUUGGAAAUUGAAUCAAACAAUUGAUUACAGAGCUAAGUCGAAGACUAAGUUAAAUGAUAAUUAAUUAAAAUAUCAAGGGCCUGUCCCACGACGUCCGGUUAGGCAAUAGGGGAAUUUAAUAAAUUAAAAACUGAAAUAGGUAUAUUUAUUAUGCUAGUUAUUUUGACCAAAACUUAUCACAAGUGAACAGACUUUAAGAGUGCCGAUAAAGAAUACAUAAGUAGUGCCGGUAAAUAUUACAUUAACGUUUCGAUCUAAAUAACAGAACAUGUAAUUUUUGGCUCGGUUUUACUAGUUCACAUAUUUUGUUAGCAUUUCGACCAAAAUAUAUGUUUCAGGGUAAAUUAAAAUUUUAUCGGAUAUAUUAGUAGUAAUAUUAAUACACAUAGUAAGUUUCAUAUCACAUUCUGCGGAGUUUAGCAAUUAGAAAUUAUGCAAAUGAUUAAUAAAUGAGAUGGCUUAUGCCCUCCACGUAUUUAUCGGUGUCCGAUGCUCUCGGACAUGUUGUCCUUGAUUAGUACUGUGGCAUAAUAUUUCAUAUAACUCUUAUCACGACUGAAAGGACCUAUAGACACGACUAUUGAAUUGGCGCACAGUAAGGUAAUUAGAGAAUAAAUGUGAUUAAAAUAGGAGCAUUACCUAUGUUGCAUAUAGUUAUGAUAUGUUAAAAAUAACUUGUGUUGUUUUUCAUAGAUCUUAUAAAUAUUGAGAUGUUUUAUUUACAGAUAUUAAUACUUAAAUAUAUAGCUUACUAAACAAUGAUAUAUUUACCAAGAGUUUAGUUUGGUGCAAUAUUUUGUAGAAUGUUACCUGGCCUUGUGUUAUAAGCCGGCUCUACACUCGCGGCGCAGACAGCCGCAAUAACACGUGAUAGCUGCAAAUCACGACUUCGCUCCUUCUGUUUCUCACUCGCCGGUGCCGGUUCCCGAUCAGUGUCGGGUUUUUGACUCGCGACAAAGAGUUGUAGGUGCAACACCAAACGGUGUCACGGUGAAUGUGACUAACAGCUUUUCGAAGUAGCUUACUAGCGUAGGCAUCGUAGGUCGUCGUGUUGGUUCAAAUUGAAUGUUACGUGGAGCUUAUAUUUUCGUCAGCUCAUACAUAUAGAUUAGGUAGACCUACUAGAAUUUCAAAGGCGAACUAUUUUUAUUUUGAACAACACAGAUAAUAGGCAUACAAUUCGCGGCGUUCAUUCGCGGCGCAACUACAUGCUCGAGUGUAGAACCGGCUAUAGUUGCGAAGCCCGUCGCUUAUUUACAUUACGUGGUUAGCUCCUCUUACCAUAUAUGCUACUGUUUGACGAAUAUUGAUGUUAUCUACAAUCGUAUUGCAAUACAAAAUAUGUUUAGUAAAUAUUUUGAAUAAUUCAUAAAUAUGAUUAGACGUAAUAUUGCCAGUUGCGAUUAGUUUUAACUUUUAAUGACAAAUAAUGGUUAAAAAUUUGCUUGUUUUCCAUAAAUAGCAAAUAGCAUCAAUUAAAGUCUUAUACAAUUUCCAAUAUCAAUAAUUAUCGAUACAGCUCUAUCGUCAGAUGACUAUUUACUGGAGUCUCCAGAUUAAUUGACUGAUUUGAAAUUUGAAUAUUUUUUUGACCUUUUUUAUAAUUAUUAUGUUAUCAUUUCAAUAUUUAUAUUUACCAUGUGACAUAUGUUUUACAAUUUAUUUUAUUAUGUGUCUUAAUAAUACAAUUAAAAAACAAAUUGAACUGUGAGGUAAAUCUACAUCGGCGAAGUUUUUAUUUAUACACGCAAUAGCGAGACUAGUGGUUUUCAUAAAAGUAUUUUGAUUGUAACUGACCUGAUUUUAAUUAAACUUCAUAAUUAAUCAUUUCUAAUAAUCGCCAACGUGGAUUAGACAAGUAAUGAUUCGUAAACGAGGAACUCAUACGAUAUCAAAGGCUAGUUUUAUUACCACUAUCAUGUGUACGUACCUGAUAUAUUUAACUGGCAGAUUUAAAUUCCGUUUCAUUUAAAAUUGAUUAGAUAAUCGCUGUCCAAAGCCUUUGAUCCCCGUAUACAACGUCCGAUUGUUAUGAAUAUCUUAUAAAAAUAAUUUGUUUUUAAAGAGCAUUGCCAUUUUUAAAAUGAACUUUGACUACGCAUGUUUGUGCCGGCCGAAAUUAGUAACAAAUUGCAAUGUAAAGCGUAAGACAUAUUUUUGACUUUAGUUGUAUGCAGUUCCUGUCAAAAUUGUAUUGAUUUCGGUUACAUAGGACAUACAUUGAUUUCAGUUGAAGCAGGUUGUUAAUUUCGGCUGUAAAUCGCAUUAUGUGAUUGAGUCUGCUUAAUUGAGCGGAAAGCUUGCCUGGAAAGUUUUCCGGGAGUAUUGAAAAUUAGCAAAUUAGAUUUAAUACUUUCUUUCCAAUUUCUACAUCUUGCCAAUCUCGGAAAACUGUCGGUUAUUGUCGAGAGACUUGGAAAGAGCCAAUCAAAAUUAAAAAAUUGCCAAAUUUCAAGACUCCUGGAAAACAUUCACGGCAAAACUAUCAAAUGAUCGAGUUAUUUGUCAAUCUGAAUAUCAUUGUGAUUAUAUCAUUAUCAUUUGAAUAGUAAUAGCUGCUGUGGUAAUACAAAUAAGUUUAAACACAUAGCGUAAUAAUUAAUAUAUAAUUAUUAUCCAAUUUCAUGAAUUUCUUUUUGAUUGUGCUAUGACGGAUGAUUGAGUUUAGGAUGGGGCAUUCCUAAUGGAUGAAGAAUAUAUUUGAUUGUAAUAGUACCGGAGGUGCGUGGUAAAUAUUUAUUAUUUAAACUUAGGUUGUUAAACUAGCUUUUAGUUAAAUUGAUAGUAAAGUAAUAACUUAAAGAUUUAUUUUCUGCUAUUGUGUUUUCUUUUCGACUUUUGUGUUUCGAACUGAGUGAUUACGAGUAGUGGAACCUGAUUGAUUUCAUAAUACCUAAACGAAUACGAUCCAAAAGUUUUGUAUAAUUUUGUUAUCUUGUAAAUAACAGGUAUCAUUAAGUAUUUGUAAUAAAGAUACCUUACCAUUA